Molecule: messenger RNA, 288 nt
Organism: Brenthis ino (lesser marbled fritillary)
Lineage: Eukaryota; Metazoa; Arthropoda; Insecta; Lepidoptera; Nymphalidae
Source: the annotation of a GenBank genome assembly
AUGGUAAGCGACAUUGCGGAUUUUGCGACGCAAAUAAUUUGCGCGCCAAUUGACCUUUCGUCGGGCGGUGUCGUCAACGCGGUGCGGCGUUGGGACGUGCGGCGGUGCGGCGGCGGCGACGGCGACGGGCGCGGUCGCAGUUCGCAGCUUCGCCAACACAAUCUAUAUAUAGCCGCACGACAACAUACUCCGUACUUCGACCGAGCAGCCGCGUGGGGCCGGCUACGUAGGCAGUUUCCUUUAUCACCCGCCCGUCAGCCUCCAGGCUGGAAAAUACGAAAGCCUAGC